Molecule: messenger RNA, 1638 nt
Organism: Raphanus sativus (radish)
Lineage: Eukaryota; Viridiplantae; Streptophyta; Magnoliopsida; Brassicales; Brassicaceae
Product: AAA-ATPase At2g18193-like
Exons: 2
Coding region: 30-1526 (498 amino acids)
Molecular function (GO): ATP binding; ATP hydrolysis activity
Source: RefSeq, a predicted model, not a curated record
UAAAGUAAAUCCUAACCUAUCCAUCGGAUAUGUCGUCGGAGAUGUUUCCUUCAUCCAAUUAUUCUUUCUCACCGUCGACUAUGUUCUCAGUGUUUGCAUCCCUAAGUGGGUUCUCGAUGCUCUUUAGAUCCAUGCUCAACGACUUCGUACCGGCGCAGCUCCGUUCGUACGUCUACGACAACUUACUCGGCAGAUUGUUAACUCCGAACUCGAAGAAUCUCACGUUGAUCAUCGACGAGAACUCCAAGCAUAAGAGGAACCAAAUCUACGACGCGGCGGAGAUGUACCUCCGGACCAAGAUCGGCCCCGAGACAGACUGUUUACACGUUUGGAAAACUCCAAAGCAGAAGCACGUCUCUGUCACGAUAGCGAAAGGAAAAGCGAUCCGCGAUACGUUCGAGGACUUCCAGGUGGAGUGGUUAUAUGUUGAGGAUAGUGAUACGGGAGAACGGUACUACGAGCUCACGUUCGAGAAGAAGCUGAGAGAUAGAGUCCUAAACUCUUACUUGAACCACGUUACCGCGGAGUGGGAAAAGAUCAAGAGGGAUCUGAGAGUGGUGAAUCUCUACAGCCGAGAUGUGCAUGUGCGCAACAAUGACGACGACGAUGGAGGUGCUGGUGCGGGAUGGGGAUGUAUAAGUCUCGAGCAUCCUUCCACGUUCGAAACCUUGGCAAUGGAUCCUAGUGCUAAGAAGAAGAUAAUCGAUGACUUGGAUAGGUUUUUGAAGAGGAAAGAGUAUUACAAGAGAGUUGGUAAAGCAUGGAAACGAGGAUACUUGUUGUAUGGACCACUAGGAACGGGUAAAUCUAGCUUGAUCGCCGCGAUGGCUAAUUACCUAAAGUUCGAUGUGUUUGAUCUUGAUCUUAGUCGUAUUUAUGACAAUGGUGAGCUGAAGAGGGUUUUGUUAUCCACCACGAAUCGUUCUAUUUUGGUGAUUGAGGAUAUUGAUUGCAAUGAUGCGGUGAAAGAUAGGGAAGAUGAGAAUCAAGAAAUUGGAAAAGCUAGAGGAAAGAGGAAACACAGAGAAGAUGAGUAUGAAGACAGUGAAUAUGUAGACAAACAGUUGACUCUGUCAGGGAUUCUGAAUUUUAUUGAUGGGCUAUGGUCAAGUUUUGGAGAUGAGAGAAUCAUCGUGUUCACGACAAACCACAAAGACCGGCUUGAUCCUGCGUUGCUACGUCCUGGAAGAAUGGAUAUGCAUAUCAAUAUGUCGUAUUGUACAGGUUUAGCAUUUAGGACAUUGGUUUCUAAUUACCUUGGUUUAGAUGGCUUAAACCAUCCUCUAUGUGAAGAAAUUGAGAAGCUGGUAGAUUCUACGGAGGUUACUCCAGCUGAGUUAGCUGAAGAGUUAAUGCAGGACGAUGAUACUGAUGUUGUUCUCCGAGGAGUAAUUAGUUUUGUUGAAAAGAGGAAAGACGAGAAAAGCAAGGUCAAGGCCAAGGAGGAUGCUUCUUCUUGUAACGGGAAACAGAAUAGCAUGAAGAAUCAGAAGCAAAGGGGCAGGAAAAAGCAAAAACUUGUGUAGAAUUUAACUAACGAGCGAACCAAAACCUUUAGCACGGUUUUGUUUUGCUUUUAGUUUUGUUUUUUUUUCAGUAUCCGGCUUGAAACUUACUAAAACUAUUUGUAGUUUAGUU